This is a messenger RNA of Hemibagrus wyckioides, 2799 nucleotides long. It is a transcript of the gene golga5, whose product is annotated as golgin A5. The transcript has 13 exons. The record is from RefSeq and is a predicted model, not a curated record. Gene Ontology annotation, biological process: retrograde transport, vesicle recycling within Golgi; Golgi organization. Gene Ontology annotation, cellular component: Golgi membrane; Golgi cisterna. Bases 169 to 2424 code for a protein of 751 amino acids. Lineage: Eukaryota; Metazoa; Chordata; Actinopteri; Siluriformes; Bagridae.
UUUUGGGGGCUUUUCAGUUCCUGGUCCACGUCAAGCAGGCUUCGCGAUUAUGAUGAUAGCACGGGAAGGGAAAUAGUUUAAACAGCGACUGGAUUGGAAUUAUUCACCCUCCAGAAGAUGCCGGUGGACGUUUUACGUUCUGGACUUUGAUACAGAAAAGACCCCAAGAUGUCUUGGUUUGUUGAUUUGGCUGGCCGGGCUGAGGAUUUCCUGAACAAAGUGGACCAGGGGGCUGCCAGCGCCCUGACCAAACACUCGAGCCACGGUUUGUCCUCAGCAUCGUUCAACCCUCUGGAGCCGGAUGUAACUCCGCCCAGUGCUUUGUACGUGCCCCAUCAAAGCUACACGGGCCAUGAGACGCACGGCUUCAUCUCUGCUGCUGCCGAUAACAUUAAGAAAUCCAAAGCCACUGUGUUAGCAGGCACAGCUAAUGUGACCAGCACAACUCUUGUGGGUUCAGCUGUUAGCGGCAGCAGUGGCAGCAGUGGUGGUGCGGUCAAAGCCUCGUCCAACUUUGUCAGGCCCAGGCGAUCCGAAGUGGACGAUGAUUUGCUCUUCGACUUCCUGAACAGCUCAGAUCCACCACAGAGCGACAGGACGGAGGUGAGGAGAGACACUGCGGUCCUGAAGAGCAGUUUGGUUGAAGGAUCGGCUCAGGGGCAGGUGACCGUCCCAUCUGCCCCGGCUACUCCUCCUUCUACACGGGCUCUGUCCCGAAACUCCAGCCUCAGUUCCCUUACUGCAAGCACACACAGCGCCAAGACAGAGAACGACGUCCCUCGAGACGGAAGCCAAGGUGACAUGCCGGACAGCUCAGAUUCAGGUCUGGCAGCAGCAGCAGAUGUUCAGACAGUGGUGGAGUCGAGCUCGGCUCAGGAGGAACAGCUCAGUCAGGUGGUGUCUGGUUUGCGUUUGGAGAACCAGCUCCUGCGCAGCGAAGUGUCCUCACUCAACCAGGAGAUGGCCUCGCUCGUCCAGAGAGCCAAGGACACGCAGGAGGAGCUGAACCAGGCUCGAUCUCGUUCUGAGAAGUGGAAUGCAGAGCAGAGUCGCUCGGACCGUGCAACCAGGGAGCUGAGGGCACAGGUUGAUGACCUCACCCAGGCUCUGACGGCCAAGGACUCUCAGCUGGCCGUGCUCAGGGUGCGACUGGACGAGGCAGAUCAGUUACUGAAGGCCAGGAGCUCGGCACUGGAGGAGGCUCAGAGCGAGAGGACCAGGAUCCUGCAGGACCACAGUGAGGGGAACAGUCUGCAAUCUCAAGCUCUGCACACGCUGCAGGAGCGACUCCGAGAGGCUGAGGCGGCUCUGAACAGAGAGCAGGACAACUACAGACAGAUGCAGAGCGAGUUUGCGACUCGGCUGGCGAGGACAGAGGCGGAGCGACAGACGAUGGCCGAGUCGUUGAAGGGUGCAGAGCGCAGAGCGACAGAAGAGAGACAAAAAGCCGAGGAGCUCCAGCAGCAGGUCAAAACCGCUCGAGCUGCAGCUGAUUAUGCCAAACAGGAGCUGCAGGACUACAAGAACAAAGCCUCACGCAUCCUCCAGUCCAAAGAGAAGCUGAUCAGCAGUCUGAAGGAGGGCUCGGCUUUAGAGGCGCUGGACGCCGGAGGAACGGCUGAAGUGGAGCUGGAGGAGUUACGGCAUGAGAAGGAGCUCCAGAAGGAGGAGAUCCAGAAACUCCAGGCUCAGAUACAGAGUUUACGUUUAGAAAUACAGGAGCUGGAGAACCAGUCUGUGGUGGAGGCCGAGAGCUGGAGAGAGCAGCAGCUGGAGCAACAGGAGCAAAACUCCCAACUGAGCCGACAGAAACAAGAGGUGGAGGCUGAAUUGGAGCGCUGCAAGCAGGAGCUGCAUUAUGUGGAGGAGGAACAUCAUCGCACUAAGAGCACUCUGCAGAGUCGCAUCAAAGACAGAGAGGACGAGAUACAGAAACUCAGGAAUCAGCUGACCAAUAAAGCUCUGAGCAGCAGCAGCCAGGCAGAGCUGGAAGGCCGUCUGCAUCAGCUCACUGAGACCCUGAUCCAGAAACAGACCAUGUUGGAGGCUCUGGGCACGGAGAAGAAUUCGCUCGUCUUCCAGCUGGAGCGUCUCGAGCAGCAGCUGAAGAGCGUGCAGGGAGGCCAGAGUGGUGGCUCACACAUCAACAUGGCCGCCAUGGAGGGAGCAGGUGCGAGGCAAAGAAACACACCCUUGCUGUUCAGCGAUCAGGACGGCUCAGAGACAGGUGUGUAUGGGAAAGUGCGCAAGGCAGCCAGCACCAUAGAUCGCUUCAGCAUCCGGUUAGGGAUCUUUCUUAGACGCUACCCCAUGGCCAGAGUCUUUGUAAUUGUUUAUAUGGCACUACUGCACCUCUGGGUGAUGAUCGUGCUGCUGACAUACACACCUGAGAUGCAUCCACAGUCUCAUCCUGAUGGCAGAUAGAAGACUUUAUUAUGUAUAUGAAAUCUUUAUCAGAUGCUCUACGUGUAUAGAAAUAAAGCUAUAAUAUCUGUGAGCACCCAGGCGACAGCAAACUUGCAUUCUGAUUGAACUGGGUUUUUUUUUUUUCCUUUCUCAUUCCUUUAUGUCCCUCUCCGUUUUUUUGUCCUCCAUCUUCCACUUAGUUUGUUUCUUUCAUUUUGAAACGAAUCACCUUGCAGCGUGGAAACAGAAUUGAGUGACGUAUUUAAAGACAUGGUUCUUAUUUAAUUUUUCCUUGUGGAAGAUUUGCUUUCAGUUUUUACUCAUGGUUACUUUUGGUACAACAUGACUGUAAUUCUUCACUUUACUUUCUUUUAAUAAACAUUAAAACACUAA